Molecule: messenger RNA, 6036 nt
Organism: Mercenaria mercenaria
Lineage: Eukaryota; Metazoa; Mollusca; Bivalvia; Venerida; Veneridae
Product: glycosylphosphatidylinositol anchor attachment 1 protein-like
Exons: 14
Coding region: 515-2512 (665 amino acids)
Biological process (GO): attachment of GPI anchor to protein
Cellular component (GO): membrane; GPI-anchor transamidase complex
Source: RefSeq, a predicted model, not a curated record
GUUAAACAAACGAUAACUGAAAAGAACGCUUUGUCAGUUUCUCAUGUGUUACGCUUACGUUUCCGUUACUAGUACGGUGAUAUCCGUUAGUUGAACGUUGUUCGUCCUAUAUAUAUAUGUGUUAAUCUUGCGGUCAUUGUGUGUUUUAUGCGCCCCAUACACCGAUCGCGAUAGCACUGAGCAGCAGCGGGGGAUGCCUUUUGUCACCGGAUAACUUUUUGCCGCAAUUUUUCUAUUCGUUUGACGUCUGUUAACGCUAUACGGAGUAGUGUGACUGACACAUUGGCUACUAACAGAUUAUUUGUUAUACACACAAGAAUUAGCUGAUUUUAUCAUUUGAAAAGCGCUUGCAACUGGGUAAUGGGGGUAAAAUGUUGAAAUUAUAAAGCUUGAGUUUAUAUUUAACAGUUGAUAAGUUUAAAGUACAUAUUCCUCUGUGGUGUAUUAUUCAAGACAGCAGGAAAAUUGUUAUUGCCACAGGCGGCCCAGGUUCAAUUCCAGACUUAGGUAAAAGAUGGGUUUGUUGUCGAAUCCAAAGUCUAGACAGAAGAUCAUAGGAGCUGUGACCAAAUAUAACAACAUUCUGAGUGCAGCUUGCUACAUUGUUGGAGUGAUCUGGUUUAUAGCUCUAGCUUAUCCGCCUCUAAAUGCUAAAACCUACUUCUCAGAGAAUGCUCUACUACCAGGUGUUGUGGAAAGUGGAUUUUAUUUUGAAGACAGUCCAGAUGGAUAUAUAACAGAGAUUAAAGAAGAGCUGAAGAAAGACAGGAGAAAUGUUCCUCGGGACUGGCUUUUUGAGAAGUUUAGAGAUCUUGGACUGGAUACAUAUAUACAGAACUACACAGUAAAAUAUCCACUGCAGAUUGUCAGGGGUCAGCUGGUUCCUGGCCAGAAUGUGUAUGCCAUCUUACGAGCAAGACGAGCAGCGAGCACUGAGGCUGUAGUCCUGUCGGUACCAUUCCGAGCAAAAUCCUCGGAUUUAUCACAGACUUAUGGUGGUAUUGUAGUAAUGCUUGGUCUUGCAAAGUACUUUAUGCGUCAGCCGUACUGGAGUAAAGAUAUAAUAUUUUUGGUGACGGAUCAUGAACAGAUUGGUAUGCAGGCAUGGCUUGAUGGAUAUCACCAAGUGGAGUCAGAAUAUAUUCGUUCUGGAGAGUUGCCUGGUAGGAGUGGUCAGAUACAAGCUGCGAUUAAUCUUGAAGUGCCAGACUCAAAUAUCAAGUAUUUCAAUGUGAAGAUAGAAGGAUUGAAUGGCCAGCUACCCAACCUGGACCUGGUGAACUUGGUGGUCAGGCUGUGCCACAAGAAUAAUGUAGAAGUCAUGUUGCAUAAUAGUAGAGAUGCCCCACAGUGGGAGGCAGAAACAGUCACUGGUUUCCAGCAGUCAGCAAAAAUUAUGUUGAAGAUGAUGUGGGCUCAAGCUUCAGGGUUACCAUCUGGCAAUCAUGGGCUCUUCCAUAGGUAUCAUAUUGAGGCAGUUACUCUAGAGGGUAUCAGAAGAAGAAAAACUGGCAGGAUAAGUCUGGAUGCUACAGGAAGGGUUGUUGAAGGCAUUUUCCGUAGCUUGAACAAUUUAUUGGAACGUUUCCACCAGUCUUUCUUCUUCUACAUUCUACCUGGUACAGAGAGAUAUGUGUCUAUAGGUCUAUAUAUGAUUCCAUUUGGAAUUAUAUGUGCCUCAUGCCUUGUCAAAGCUGUAGCACUUUGGGUCCAUCUUAGUCAAGAAGAAAAUUCCAAAUCAGAGAAGAGUGAUGGAGAGAAAGAAGGAAAGACAGAAUCAGUUGAUGAUGGAGAGAAGAAUGAAGAUGCUGGAGAGAAGUUGGAUAAAGCUUCUUUGAACAAACUUGUGGAGGAGGAUCUAGAUUUUGAUCUGGAAGAUCGGCCAGUAGGGGUGACCACUAUUUUACCGCUGUUGCUCAGCAGUUUCAUUAUGGCUUUACUGUGUUAUACCGGCCCAGAUAUACUUUCCAACAUGGCAGUACCCUUCAAAAUGAAUAUUGAAGACGGGAUAUUCUUUGGAUUUCUAGCCUUAUUUACAGCAUCAAUGUUAUUUCCUAGAAUGGUGGCCAGGCGCACAGCAGAAGAUAAGAGACUGUUAUUUGACUGGGUCCUUUUAAAGGCUGUCACUCUGAUAUUUCAAUCUCUGGUUUUGUUUUCACUGGCUUUGAUGAACAUAUCAUUGGCUUUCUUUCUUGCCGUCCUAUUUGUGCCUGCCUCUAUCAUCGUGCAUCCGUCCAAAAGGUGGUAUUCAAGAUGGGGUCAGAAACUGUUGCUUCUCCUGAUUUCACCACUGAGUAUCCUCUACACAGCUGCCGUAAUUUCUAGUCUUAACAGCGAGUACAGAAAUAUACUCGAACUGCUGUACAUCUCCUGGAACAACCUCAGUCAGGGUCUCCUGCUCUCAAUGGUGGAUAAAUAUUUCUUUGGCAGCUGGCUGUUUACAUUGUUCAGUUUUGCGAUUUUACCAAACUGGCUAACACUCUGGGGUAUUUCAUUUUGUGAGGCUGUCUGAUUGCUCACUUAAACUAGUCCACAUGGAUCAAUUAAAAAACACUGGUGAUAAAUCUGAAGAAAAUUUCUAUGUUUACACCAAGUUAUGGCGGACUUAAGCUGCAUAAAAUAGCCAUAUAGACACAGGGAAUAGGUCUGCAUUUAUUGUCCCCUCGUGUAGAAGCACAAAUACUUCUACAAACAGCAAUCCAUGUGAUCAAGAUAAUACAGUAUUGCUCACAAUAUAUCACAUUCCUAUCUAAAUAUAACUGAACAUGCUUGUAUAAUUUAGCUCACCUGAAUCAAAGGUUUUAGUGACCCUUAGGUAGUCAGGAAUAUUUUCUAUGGAACGACUACACCUUCUCACAUUAUUGCUCUGUGCUUAUCGUAAUGUAUUAGUUUUUAUCCAGUGUGAUUUGAUAGAUUUUCACAUACAUCAAAAUCUUCAAGAUUUAAAGGUUUGGUGGACCCAAUUAAACCGCACGAGUAGACCAGUGAUUAAAUAGUGUUGUUUUGUUUUUGUCGUGCUCCUAGAGUAAUUUAUUGUAUCCAGUUGUUGUGCAAUAUGUUGUAGAACUCUUCAAUCAUAAUGUAACAAUCUCCAUGGUUUUCCAGUCUGUAUAUGCAUUUAGGUCAGAGACCACCAAUUCAAAAAAGUACAGGGAACUUACUGGGAAUGAGGUAAGUGUAUACCUGGGAAUAAGGUAGCAUCUGUGCGUUCUGAUUGGUCAGUCGUGUAAACAAACCCAAGAAGCGAUUAUUUUUUUCAAAAUGGAAUAUUUUUACUGCAUUUACAGUAUUUCAUUAUACAUUUUGACAAAAUUUGCUACAUUUUAUGUGUAUUGAAAAAAAGUUUCAUCAAAUGAAUUUCUCCCGCCAUGACAACGAUGUAAACAGGGGGUCAUCUCAUUCACACGAAAAUUACUUAAAUAAAGUAUCACUAUUCAUAUGUUUUUCGUCCGAUAUUUUGGUGGAACUAAGAUAGUUCUUGAAGAAAAUGUGAUUGGAUAUACAUGUUUCGAUAUAUGGAAGGCCGUACACGCCAUAAUGUUAUAAUGGAAGUCUAUGGGAAAACAAUUGGUGUUCUCUACCCUAUAUUAGAGCUAAAACGUGACUUUUGUCGAAAGUGAUCACAGGUAAUGUUAAUGGUCACAAAUCUGUUGCAGAUGAUGUAGAAAGACGUAAGCGUGAAUUUUGAAUAUUUUUUAAAUUUUGGCCUCUUUGUUUGACAGGUGUGCCCAUUUUUAUCUGAGGUUUUGGGUCCAGAAAGGCUCAUUUUUAUGUCUGUAAUGUCGGAGAAUGAUCAAAAUUGGUAGACUUUAUUUCUAUUUCUUACGGAAUGAAUCAUAUUUCAGCUUCCAAACAAAAUCCUAUGCCAAUAACUUAAAUUUUCGCGAAAAAAUGCAAUAAAAUGACAACAGUGUCUAAAUCUGGGCCUGUAAAUCGACAGGGGGUGACCUUAGUAAACUGUCUAUAUCUUUCUUAAAACUGAACAUUUCUUGAUGAAACUUUGUGAAACAAUUGGUAUUUGAUUGUACUUAACAAUAAAACUGUAAAAUGGGAAAAAGUGGAACGAAACAUUCAUCUAUAGGUCAGAGACCACCAAUUCAAAAAAGUACAGGGAACUUACUGGGAAUGAGGUAAGUGUAUACCUGGGAAUAAGGUAGCAUCUGUACGUUCUGAUUGGUCAGUCAUGUAAACAAACCCAAGAAGUGAUUAUUUUUUUCAAAAUGGAAUAUUUUUACUGCAUUUACAGUAUUUCAUUAUACAUUUUGACAAAAUUUGCUACAUUUUAUGUGUAUUGAAAAAAAGUUUCAUCAAAUGAAUUUCUCCCGCCAUGACAACGAUGUAAACAGGGGGUCAUCUCAUUCACACGAAAAUUACUUAAAUAAAGUAUCACUAUUCAUAUGUUUUUCGUCCGAUAUUUUGGUGGAACUAAGAUAGUUCUUGAAGAAAAUGUGAUUGGAUAUACAUGUUUCGAUAUAUGGAAGGCCGUACACGCCAUAAUGUUAUAAUGGAAGUCUAUGGGAAAACAAUUGGUGUUCUCUACCCUUUAGGCACUUUCUAAGUUUCUAUUCACUAAAGAAAAAGGUCAUUGUAAUUGCCAGCUGUCACUCUCAUUGACACUAAAUACUGUUGUUGAUAUCGAUCUUGUUACUUAUUGCAAUAAGUGCCGACUCCGGAGAAAUCUUUUUUGCUAGAUUUGCUUUAGCUCCUCAAAUGGUGACUGCAAAUCGCUAAUUGAGAUCCAAUACUUUGCUGAUUAUCUACUGAAAAAAGGUGUGAAAUGACUGUAAUUUAGGGUCAAAAUGUGCAGUUGGGAGAUAAUCAGCUGACAGUGGAAGGCAUGACCCUUUAAUGGAAGUCAUUUAUAAAAUAAAAUUGGUCAAGGCAGGGGAAGGGAUUUCAAGCAUUUUAUGACAGAUGGCCACUUAUUCAAGGUGAUCAUUAAGGCAGGUAGGAUUGUACUCCUACUGUUUCCAUUCAUUCAGUGAAAAUUGGUAUUCAUCAUCAUCAAGGGGACAUACACAAUAAACAAGCAUUUCAUGUGUGACUGUUAUUUUUUGAGUUACAGUACUUUCUAGGAGGUAUGUUUUCUAUAGUGUUGACAUGCUAUUUUGGUUACAUUACACUUGUACUCUUUUUAGCAUUUCAGAUGCUUUCUAGAAUAUAUAAAGCAUGUCAUGUAACUAAAUGCAUAAACACGAGUUAUAUGAGUUUUGAAUUUCUAAACUUUUUCAAACACUUGUUAUUUACAGUGUUACUGGUAACUUAUGAAUUAUCUUAUUCUGAUUUUUGCUGGCAGGUAAAAGAAACCAUGAAGAAAUUAUUGUUUUGCGGCUGUUGUAGUAUAACUUGUGUUUUGAUUUGAUUACAUAAAGAUUACUGUUUUAAUGGUUAAAACAGGUAUUGAUAUAAUAACCUAUUUACAUAAUUAGUGACUUAUUAUAUGCCCGAAGGGACGUAUUAUGUUAUGAUGCCAGUGUCCGUCCGCAUGUCCGUCCAUUAGCAAUUUCAUGUCCACUCUUGAACCCCUUGAAGGAUUUUGAAGAAACUUGACACAAAUGUUCACCACAUCAAGAUGACGUGCAGAGCGCAUGUUUUGGAUGGCUCACUUCAAGGUCAAGGUCACACUUAGGGGUCAAAGGUCAUAUGACUUUGUUUCGUGUCCGCUCUGUAACUCUUGAACUGCUUGAAGGAUUUUAAAGAAACUUGGCAUAAAUGUUCACCACAUCAAGACGACAUGCAGAGCCAUGUUUCAGAUGGCUUGCUUCAAGGUCACACUUAGGGGUCAAAGGUCAUACCUUCAGGCAUAUAUUGCUCGGCAUUGCGAUGCUCUUGUUUUCAUUAUGAUCAACCUUUGUUUUAUUUUGAGGAUGAGCUAGAGCUGUACACUUAAAAACGUUCCAUUUAAUUGUAACAUGUAUUUGAAGUUUGUGCUGGAGUGAAAUCUGCCUUUAUUGUUAUUUCCUUACAUUUUAUUUCUUUGCUAUCAACUUUUUGUAUAUCUUUGUACGCGUUUAGAAAUAAAACAAAAUUCACUGA